AUGGACGCGGGAGCUGCAGGCCAAGUGAAGAAAGAAGAGGGCUUGACUGAGGACCAGCUCCGGGAACUCAUCCAGGGCCCCGGGGAUGUCGAGUGGAAAUACGAAAUGCGCCGCGAGUGCCAGGAGAUCCUCCCAGGACUCCUGCUCGGGCCCUUCCAGGUAUCCAAAUCCCUACCAACCCUACAAGGUAUGGGCGUCACGCACAUCGUGUGCAUCCGCGACGCGAAGGAAGCCUUCUCCGUCAAGCCCCGGUUCCCAGAGCACUUUGUCUACCUCACACUGGACGUCGAGGACAGUGAAGAGCAGAACCUCAUCCGGCUAUUCCCCGCCGCACGCCAAUUCAUCGACCAAGCGAUCGCCCAAGGCGGGCGCGUGCUCGUCCAUUGCAACGGCGGCAUCUCCCUCUCCCCCGCGUUCGUCGUGAUGUUCGUCAUGCAGCACUACCACCUCUCGUGGGAGGACGCGCUGCACUACGUCCAGAACCGGCGGUACUGCAUCAGCCCCAACGGCGGCUUCCUGACGCAGAUCAAGGAAUACGAAUCCAUCUACAAAGCCACACAAGCAGUCGCCUCGCACCCGCCACAGCAGCGCGUCGUCUCGCGGCGAAAACGCGAAGACGACGACGACGAAGACGAGCAGAAGUAA
Messenger RNA from Gloeophyllum trabeum ATCC 11539, 645 nucleotides. Its product is annotated as phosphotyrosine protein phosphatases II. Gene Ontology annotation, molecular function: protein tyrosine/serine/threonine phosphatase activity; F-box domain binding. Lineage: Eukaryota; Fungi; Basidiomycota; Agaricomycetes; Gloeophyllales; Gloeophyllaceae. The coding region runs from base 1 to 645 and encodes 214 amino acids. The transcript is spliced from 6 exons. Gene Ontology annotation, cellular component: cytoplasm; nucleoplasm. The record is from RefSeq and is a predicted model, not a curated record. Gene Ontology annotation, biological process: protein dephosphorylation; regulation of ERK1 and ERK2 cascade; negative regulation of protein binding.